AUGAUUCUUAUUAUUUUGAAUUUCAGUAACAACACUGCAACACUCCCUGAAAUACUUCAGGAGCUGCAAGGACAACUGAACCGGGAACAUUCAUCGCAUAUAAAUGUCCGAAGAAGUGCAAUUUGGUCUGAUACGUGUCGUCAAAUGUCGAGAAAAAAAUUCUCUCCCGGCAACAAUAUUUCGGUUAAGUUCGCGGACAACGUGGGCACUAGCGAGGGUGCCGUAGACGUUGGGGGUCCCAAGAGGGAGUUUCUAAGAUUGGCGGUUAGGUCAGCCAAUUUAGAUUCUGGAGUUUUCAUCGGACCAGAAGGAUGUAGGAUGUUAUAUCCAAACUCGCUUGGUAUGUAGUGUACCCCGGUCCUAUGGGCUUUUCUUCAGGGAAAUUUAUUUCCACGUUAGAGAGAACAACUAAAAAUGAUGAAGAUGAUAGCCCCUCCCCACCUCUCCUCGGGAAGUAAUUUCAUGACGGCUUCAUACAGGUUUGAACAUGGUGAAAGAGAGAAAUAUUUAUCCCACGAUAAAUUUUCUUUAACUGUUUCUGUGCGAGGAAAAAUCUUAUUAAAAAAAUCACCCAAGCCUAGUGGCUCGCAAAAAUGUUCCUACACUGGCCUAAAAAAAUUCAUGUGUGUGGGAAAUGUUUACGAAAAAACGUUAACGCGGCUCGGUAAUUCCCCAACUCUCCCUCAGAACUUUUGACCUCUUAGUCUUGAUUAAGGCAGUUAUAUAUUUACUUUUUUAAAAAAACCUAAGGGAAAGACCACUUAAAGCUAAUUUGACUGUAACUGAAAUUACGUAUUUAUUGGAAAAGAAAGUUUCUCAAGAUUUUGUUUCCUCACUAGUGUUAUGUUUACGUUCUUAAUGUUUUCUAUAGCACGUGAAAAAGACGCCUACCGUCUGGUAGGUCUAAUUCUGGCUUGGUCGGUGGUCCACGGCGGUCCCGGUGGAAAAUUUUUGUGCCCUACAUUAUACGAUUCUGUCGUGUAUGGGCCAGACGUGACAAAUCCGAGUUUAGACGAUGUUCCUACCCUACAACUCAAAGAAAAAAUUCAAAAGGUAAGCGGUCCAUGAAAUGUCUUUACGCUUGAUUUCUCUGACCACCUGUUGACUUCAGCAACGUUUCAAUUACGGUCCCAUAAUAAAUAAAAAGAAAACCUUUUUAUUUUCGAUAAUUGAGCCGCCUCGCUAGGGCCUCCGGACAGCAUCGUUUUAUUCGCGCGAUUUCAAAUUUAUCAAAGAGUGAAAUAUCAAAUGCAGGAAUUUCAGGGGCACCCAACGAGAAUAUAGUUCAAAACCACUUAAACAUAGCAUUGUUAAAUGUAUUUUAGUAUUUGAAAGGUAGAUAUUGGGAUAUUUUCAUGCCCUAAAAAUUUUCCAUCUCUUCGGAUUUCGUAGCUGAAAGUCUAGUUACCCGAAAAUUAUAGGGAUCAAAACUUACCUGUUUGAAAAUUUCAGCCAGAUAAAAGGCUCCCGAAAAAUUCUAGGUGAUCUUUUUAGGGUAAAAAUCCGUUAUUAAAGAAUGGACAAUUAUACAAUUUUUUAGAUGUUCGAAAAUCCUAGGAGAGGCAAGCAAGCAAGAAAUUAAAAAAAAAAAAAAUUUCCGAAAAUUCUCGAUCUCAAAUCGUCUUCCGAACAGAUAUUUUCCGAAAAUUGACGUUGGGUAUCAGGAGCAAGUUGGGCAACCCCGACACCGAAAGAAACAAAAAAAAAUGAUAAUAGUAAUAACGGGGAGAAAAGCCAAACAUGACAAACAGAACCUCUGAAGGUUUAACAGUUUUUGAUAGAUUUACUUGCCGGUCAUCAUUGCACGACUAAUGUUGUCAAAGAUCGUCUUUCCGUUCAUCAAUGCUGUCUCGAAUAUCAAAUUUGCUUAUUAACAAUGAUAACUAUUGUGGUCACUGAGUUGUGGUUGUCAUCAAAACGAGCAAGUUUUAGUCCUUAUACUUUUUUCACUAGAUAGAGCAGUCUACAUCAGUGAAAGAGUUAAAGGAAAGGUUGUAUGAUGAAGAGAUACAGACGAUUUUAAGUGACCUUGGUGCAAGCCCAGUACCUUCGAGCAUCGAACAGAAGGAUUGGUAUAAGAAGAUUAUUCUUCGCCAUGUACUUAUUGACUCCACAAGGUACCUAUUGGAGGAGUUUAAAAAGGGCUUACAAACCUUGGGUGUGCUAGAUGCAAUGCAGAGACACCCUCAGCAAUUUCGAGAUGUGUUCACCAAUGAAAACGUUAACCAACUUGAUGCCCAGUGCGUGGAUCUACUUUUUACGGUUCACUUUGCCGAGAUGGGAUCUAACGCAAGACCAAAACAGGAACUGGCUGUAAUCCUCUGGAGGGAUUACCUUCAAGAUUGUGAAAGUAAGGUUCAAACAGUUUUUAGUGCACAUGUUCUGGUUCAAUUUCAUCCAUGGUUUAAUUUUACGUGAUGAAGAAUAAUUAUCCGUGGGAUGAUAGCAGUUCUUCUCUAUCGAGGUUUUUUUGCGCUAUAUUCUUGCUAUUUUUUGUAGACAGCAGCCCCGAUUCUUCUGCCAUUUUCCCAAGAUCUGUGCAGAAAAACGGGCCGUCUGCACCUUUUCAUUACAACUGGCGGGAUUGAAGCCAAUCAAAGCUGGACAAACAUUUACAACCAACACUGAAUUGUAAACAUGUAUAUCUCUGAAAAGGUCAUCUGUUUAUUUUGAAUAGUACAGGGCUUUAAUACUGUAUCAGUUUAUAUAUUUUUUUCUUUUUCAGGCAGGGAGGCCAAAGCAACUCUGGGGGAUGUUUUAGCGUUUGCGACUGGUGCUGAUGUACCCCCCACUUUGGGUUUUGAUACAACACCGACCAUCUCCUUUGUAGACGGAGCGUUCCCUACUGCAAAUACGUGUUCAGCCACCAUCAGAUUGCCUACGAUCCAUGAUACCUACGACGAUUUUAAAGAGAAAAUGGAUUUUGCCAUACUUAACUCUCCCAGUUUUGGGCAGCCAUAG
This is a messenger RNA of Porites lobata, 2961 nucleotides long. Lineage: Eukaryota; Metazoa; Cnidaria; Anthozoa; Scleractinia; Poritidae. The record is from the annotation of a GenBank genome assembly.